AUGCUUUUUCUGAAGAAAUAUUUCACUGAAGGACUCAUUCAGUUCACCAUUUUUCUCAGCUUGAUCGGAGUGAGGGUGGAUGUAGAUACUUAUCUAAAUUCACAUUUCCCUCCCUUGCGGGAGAUUUUUCUGGGCCAGAGCUCUGCUUACACUCAAACACAGUUUCACAACCUGCGGAACACCCUAGAUGGAUAUGUUAUACAUCCCAAAAGUGUAGAUCUGGACUACUAUUUUACAGCUCGACGGCUUCUCAACCAAGUGAGGGCCUUGGACAGGUUUCAGGUGCCCACCACUGAAGUCAGUGCUUGGCUGGUACAUCGAGAUCCUGAAGGUUCUGUCUCUGGUGCUCAGCCCAAUACAGGAAUUUCUCUUGAGAAUGGAAGUGGCUUGCAAAAUGGAACCGCUUCAGACAAUGUAGUCAGAGAAAAUGCAAUGGAACAAGCAUAUAGUGAAGAGUUGGAAGACCUAGGUGCAGUGGCUCCUCCAAUAAAUGGUGAUCUAACUAAAGAGGAUAUUGAUUUAAUUGAUAUCCUGUGGAGACAGGAUAUUGACCUUGGUGCUGGGCGUGAGAUUUUUGACUACAGCCACCGCCAAAAAGAAAACGACGUGGAUAAAGAACCAAGUAACAGUGAAGAAUGUGGGGAUGGCUGGAGGAACAGAGGGGACAGCAGCAUCGCUGACAGAACUGAGGUAGUGGAUGGCGAGACAGGGGAGAGUUUCCCUGCGCAGGCGCCUGGGGUGGAGGAUCAGACAACCUUGUCCUUGGAGGAGUGUCUUAGAUUGCUGGAGGCUACAUUUCCUUUUGGAGAAAAUUCAGAGUUUCCAGCUGCAGAUGUUCCCAGCCUAACUGACUCUCUGCCUAAUGAGAGUGGGCCUUCUGUCGUGUCAGACAGUCUCCUCUCUCCCCUUCUGACAGAAACAGAGCUGCCCUUUGAUCUGGAGCAGCAGUGGCAGGACCUCAUGUCUAUCAUGGAAACACAGAGCAUGGAGGUAAAUAGCACUACAGCUGUAGAAACUUUAUACAACAAUCCAAGUGGAGAUCUUCUGACAGCCAACUAUAGCCUUGCUCCAUCUACCCCUAUUAACCAGAAUGUCAGCCUGCAUCAGGCAUCGCUAGCUGGCUGCACACAAGAUUUUCCUUCUCUGUUCAGCUCUGAAAUUGAAAGUCCUUCAGUGGUUGGGGGCUCAGCUUUGCUGCAGCUGGUUCCUGAUAACUCCACUGGCUUCAAUACCACAUUUGGCUCUACCAACCUAAGUGGAAUUUUUUUCCCUCCCCAGCUAAACAGUACUACAAAUGAAACAUCUGGGCCUGAACUCCCAGACCCUCUUGGAGGGCUUCUGGAUGAAGCCAUGUUGGAUGAGAUUAGUUUAAUGGAUUUGGCUAUUGAAGAAGGCUUCAACCCAGUGCAGGCAUCCCGCUUGGAAGAGGAAUUUGAUUCAGACUCAGGGCUCUCCCUGGACUCAAGUCACAGCCCUGCUUCUCUCAGCAGCUCAGAAGCAUCAUCAUCCUCUUCGACCUCUUCCUCCUUUUCUGAGGAAGGAGCUGUGGGCUACAAUUCUGAUACCGAAAAUGUGGACUUUGAAGAUGUGGAAGGAGCUGUUGGGUAUCAGCCAGAAUACAGCAAGUUCUGUCGGAUGAGCUACCAGAAUCCUCCUCAGUUGCAGUACCUGCCUUAUCUUGAGCAUGUGGGUCACAAUCACACAUAUAACAUGGCCCCCAGGACCUUAGACACUGAUGAGUCCCAGCCAGCUAGUGUGGGAAAGAAGAGUUCCAAAGAGAAGCAAGAAGAUUUUCUAGAUAAGCAGAUGAGUAGAGAUGAACAUAGAGCCAGAGCCAUGAAGAUUCCUUUUCCCAAUGAAAAGAUCAUCAAUUUGCCAGUAGAGGAAUUCAAUGAACUCCUGUCCAAGUAUCAGUUGAGUGAAGCACAGCUUAGUCUAAUCCGUGACAUUCGCAGAAGGGGCAAGAAUAAGAUGGCAGCCCAGAAUUGUCGUAAAAGAAAACUGGACACUAUCCUCAAUCUGGAGCGGGAUGUAGAUGAUUUGCAGAGAGACAAAUCAAAGCUGCUCAGGGAGAAGGUGGAAUUCCUCAGGUCCAUCCGCCAAAUGAAGCAAAAGAUGCAGACCCUCUACCAGGAGGUAUUCGGCCGUCUGCGUGAUGAAAAUGGCCAGCCCUAUUCCCCAAAUCAGUAUGCUCUACAACAUGCCAGUAAUGGCAGUGUUAUUCUAAUACCACGUUCCUUGGCUGACCAGCAGGGACGGCGUCAAGAAAGGAAACAGAAAGAUAGGAGGAAGUGAAAGAUGAUGAAUAUCAUUUGGAAAGCAUAAAACUUGCUGAAUCUGCAACUUCGAGAAGGGCUGAGCCCAGAAGAAUUUGGAGGAACUUUCAUGCCUUCUUAUCCAAUAUAUCUUCUCAAACCAUGAUAGCUGCCAGCCAGUGUAUAGGAGCAUACUGCUAGGCAGGGGGCCUACAAGUCUUGAGAGGCGGAAUGGCAAAGCAUGUUGGGAAAGACCUGUGCUUCCAGAAGCCUCAAACCAAUUGAACAUUAUGAGAGUGUGAAUUAGCUGGCAUAAUGUGUGUUUGCAGGGGGGAGGGGGGAAAUAUCAGCAGAGGAUAAAAAAAAUUGAAUAAGGCUGGCUUUUUGUAAAGGAAGAAAAGUUAAAUGAAUAGAUUGAGAAGACCUAAGAGUAUUUUUUUUCCUUUGAAUUCCCAGUCUUGGAUACUUCAGGUAGCUGGUUGGAUUUUUUAAA
Protobothrops mucrosquamatus (brown spotted pit viper) is the source of this 2748-nucleotide messenger RNA. RefSeq names its product nuclear factor, erythroid 2 like 1 (gene NFE2L1). The record is from RefSeq and is a predicted model, not a curated record. The transcript has 5 exons. Bases 1 to 2295 code for a protein of 764 amino acids. NCBI's taxonomy places the organism in Eukaryota, Metazoa, Chordata, Lepidosauria, Squamata, Viperidae. Gene Ontology annotation, cellular component: nucleus. Gene Ontology annotation, biological process: regulation of transcription by RNA polymerase II. Gene Ontology annotation, molecular function: DNA-binding transcription factor activity, RNA polymerase II-specific; RNA polymerase II cis-regulatory region sequence-specific DNA binding.